AUGUCUUUUGGAAACAGUUCAGACAAUGAUGAUGAGUCGUUCAGUUUUCCGGAAGUAUCGAUUCCACGUCCAGUUCGUUUUUGGCUGAUGCUUUUAUUCGAUAUUCCAUCAGUAGUUUGUAGCUUCUUCCUUAUAAUUCAUAUUAUAAUGAAUCGAACCCAUAGACAUGCAUUACAUAAUCAUACAAUUCUUCUGCUAUUAAUCUUUUAUUUGCCAAUUCAACUAAUAGAUAUUAAUAUUUAUCUUGUAUUCUUUUCGUAUGGCUCUGUUCAACCAUCACAACCAUUUGUAUGUCUUCUUUGGUGGUUCGUUGAUAAUGGUUGCUAUGCUGGUGGACUCGUUCUAAUGGCGUGGUUAGCAAUCGAACGACAUAUUUUCAUAUUUCAUGAUCGAUGGGUUUCCAAUCGAAGAGGACGUUUCCUUUUUCAUUAUCUUCCUUCGGUUAUUCUAGUUACAUAUAUCCUUUUCUUCUAUCUAAUUGUUAUUUUUUUUCUACCUUGUGAGAAUUACUAUCUUUAUACAGUUCCCGUAUGUGGUGCUUCACCAUGCUAUCAAUCUUAUGGUAUUCUUGGUAUGUGGGAAUCUAUUGUACAUUCAAUUAUACCAGUUCUCUUAGAGAGUAUUGCUAGUAUUGCUCUUAUUUUACGUGUUCAAAUUCAAAGACGACGACUUCGUCAAUCUAAUCAAUGGCGUAGACAAAGACGAAUGAUUAUCCAAUUACUUUUGGUUUCAAGCUUAAAUAUUGGUAUUAAUUUUUCAGGCACUGUAUUACUUAUUGCACAUUUAUGUGGUUUACCGCAGGAUUAUGGAGCAGAAGCUGCACUUUAUUUCUUUUUUCUUACCUACUUCACUAUUUUCCUUUUUCCAUUCAUAUCUUUAAGUCAAUUUCCAGAUUUACGUAAGAAAAUGAAAGAGAAAUUAUUGGGCGUAAUACGGAGACGACCACAUCAUACAGCCACUGUUACACAUACAAGAAGAGAUAUACCAAUGAAUAGAAUGGCAUAA
Messenger RNA from Adineta steineri, 1005 nucleotides. Lineage: Eukaryota; Metazoa; Rotifera; Eurotatoria; Adinetida; Adinetidae. The record is from the annotation of a GenBank genome assembly.